Molecule: messenger RNA, 4855 nt
Organism: Oryzias latipes (Japanese medaka)
Lineage: Eukaryota; Metazoa; Chordata; Actinopteri; Beloniformes; Adrianichthyidae
Gene: ano2a
Product: anoctamin 2a
Biological process (GO): chloride transmembrane transport
Cellular component (GO): plasma membrane
Molecular function (GO): protein dimerization activity; intracellularly calcium-gated chloride channel activity
Source: RefSeq, a predicted model, not a curated record
AUCAUAGUUCUGUCUGUGCGUUCUGGGGGGGAAGCAUUUCUGCAGAGAGAGUAGGAGGUUCUGCUUCAACUCUGAUCACCUGUAAGCUCUUUGUUCCCUGUUGGUUUGCACACACGCACAGCUCAGUAAUAUCCCUCGCACCUUCCUUCCCUCCCGUAUGGGACAGUCAGGGAAUUAGCCGACCUGCUCGCGCGCAAUAAGCCAGUGGUUCCGGGGGCGCGCAGGGAUUGUCCACCAUCUCAGAUCGGUGCAAUGUCUUAUCAUUCAUCUGCAUAACAGUCCAUUUCUUCCUUUGCCAGCAUUGGUGUCAGAUUUGCAAAGAGUAAAACUGGAUUUUUCAAGCUCCGGCUCGCACCUGGAAUGUAAUGCAGUCAAUCAAGCGUGCUUCAGACGGCUUACAUUUAAGGGCUAGAAUGACAUAAUAGGGAUGAAACGGAAAAGAGUGUAUAUCCUUCAUUGCAGCUAUGAGUGAGUCAUCGUCCUUUCACUCAACAACGCUUGUUUCCUUGGCCCGAUCACUAUCUGGGUUUGGCCUUGAUGCUGUCAAUGGAGGACCUGUCAGCCCAUCUGACAGCCAUGAGCCUCCACUCCCGGAGUCUGGCAUCGAUUUAGGACCUGGCCUUUUUUUCGCUGAUGGCAAGAGAAAAGUGGACUAUAUUCUAUGCUACAAAUACAAAAAAAAGUCUGCCUCUAAAUCAAGGCUUUCCAUUACUUCCAAUGGGAGUGUGCCAAUUACAAUACCAAGUCGACUGGAAGCAGAACCAGAGCUUGGAGAGGUGGGGGCAGCUGCAGGAGAGCCAGAAGAAUCAAAGCUGUCCGAGGAGGAAAAGGCUUUGAUGAGGCAGGAAUUUGAAGCGGGAUUGCUGGAGGCUGGACUACAGAUUGAGCGAGAUAAAGAGAGGUCUAAAGGUAUUGGGUUCAUUCGGUUGCACAUCCCCUGGCCAAUACUCAGUCGAGAAGCAGAGCUGCAGAAGAUCAAAGUUGCUGUAAAAAAGAAAUGCGAAUUGCGGAAGAGGUCUGGCGUUGCUGGAAUGUGGGAUUCUGUUGUCACCAAGCUGAACAGCCCCUUUCAACCUGACGUCCCUGACACUGACAUCCACAAAGACUCCCAGUCUAGAGUCUACUUCAAAACCCUGAAACACCCAUUCAUCAGAGAUAAACUCCACCUGUAUGACAUCAAGUCAACAGCAACCCUUUUUGACAAUGCAACACGGAGCAGAAUAGUUGCUGAGAUUAUUUCACGCAGUACAUGCACAAACACUUGCCAAACUACUGGCAUCAACUCAUUGCUGGCUCGAGGUGUUUACGACUCUGCCUACCCUCUGCAUGAUGGCUCGUUCACAAGGAGAGGAGGAAAAGAGCAGCGUAAUGACAGACAGAUUCUUCAUGAAGAAUGGGCCAACUAUGGAGUCAUGUACAAAUAUCAGCCUGUUGACUUGAUCAGGAAGUAUUUUGGAGAGCAGAUUGGGUUGUAUUUUGCCUGGUUGGGUGUUUACACUCAGCUCCUUAUUCCUCCCUCUGUGCUGGGCAUCAUUGUCUUCCUGUAUGGCAUAUUCACUGUGGACACCAAUGUGCCAAGUCAGGAGACAUGCAAUCAUAACCUAAACAUCACGAUGUGCCCGCUGUGUGACGCAGUGUGUGACUACUGGCAUCUAAGUACAGUGUGUUCACUGGCCCGAGCUUCGUACCUGUUUGACAAUGGAGCUACUGUCCUGUUUGCCAUUUUCAUGUCCCUGUGGGCUGCCUGUUUUCUUGAGCACUGGAAAAGGCGGCAGAUGUGUCUGAAACAUACCUGGGACCUGACGAGCCUGGAAGAUGAGGAGGAGCGGGUCCAGGAUGAGCUGAGACCUGAAUACGAAGAAGCUCUUCAGGAAAAAAAAGCAAAGAUUAAAGCUAAAUCUAAAAAACAGCUGAGUAAAGCUGGAGAAGGUGUAGAUAAAGAAACAGACCAGAUGCUGACCUCUCAGCAAGAGCCCGAGUCACUGGACAUUGAAGAUCACCUGUCAGGUUAUCUCAUCAAUGUGUCCACUCUCCUGCUUUUGAUCUUCGUAACCUUUUCAGCCGUGUUCGGGGUGGUGGUGUACCGGAUCUGCAUGUUAAGCGUGUGGUCCAUGAACCCCGACCCUGAAGCCAAGGCCAGUGUGAGGAUGACGGUGACCACCACAGGCAUCAUCCUCAACAUGCUGGUUGUUUUGGUGUUGGAAGAGGUUUACGGAGCAAUUGCUGUGUGGCUGACCGAGCUCGAACUUCCCAAAACAGAGGAGGAGUUUGAAGAGAGGUUAAUCUUUAAGUCUUUCUUCCUCAAAUCAAUGAACGCCUUUGCACCUAUUUUCUAUGUUGCCUUCUUCAAGGGCAGAUUUGCUGGGCGGCCCGGUGAUUAUGUUUAUGUCUUUGGUGAUUAUCGCAUGGAGGAAUGUGCUCCUCCAGGAUGCCUCAUUGAGCUGUGCAUCCAGCUCAGCAUGAUCAUGCUCGGAAAGCAGCUCAUUCAAAACAACGUCUUUGAAAUUCUCAUUCCUAAGCUAAAAAAGAUGUACAGAACAAUACAGGAACAAAAGGGAAUGAAAAGAGAAGAGGAUGAAGAGAAUGAAGAGGAGAGGAGACCAAAACAACAGUAUCACAAAGAUUUCGCCCUUGAACCAUUCGAGGGGGUCAGCCCAGAAUACAUGGAAAUGAUCAUUCAGUAUGGGUUCGUGUCGCUCUUUGUGGCUUCCUUUCCCUUGGCGCCGGCCUUUGCUCUGCUCAACAAUGUCAUAGAGAUUCGCCUUGACGCCUCUAAAUUUGUCACAGAAAUCCGGCGGCCUGAUGCCGUGAGGUGUAAAGACAUAGGGAUUUGGUACAACAUUCUCUGUGGCAUCAGCAAGUUCUCUGUCAUUACCAAUGCAUUUGUCAUCUCAUUCACCUCUGAGUUUGUUCCAAAAAUGGUUUACAAGUACAUGUACAGCGUUAAUGGCACCAUGAGCGGCUUCACAGAGCAUUCGCUGUCCUACUUCAAUGUCAGUAACUUCCCUCCUGGCACGGCACCAACCACCACACUUAUCACUGGAGUGACCAUGUGCAGAUAUAAGGACUAUAGAGAUCCACCAUGGAGCGCAGACCCGUACACAUUCUCCAAAGAGUACUGGUCUGUCCUGGCCGCAAGAUUGGCUUUUGUAAUAUUUUUCCAGAAUCUUGCCAUGUUCCUUGGCAUGUUGGUUGCAUGGAUGAUCCCAGAUGUUCCACGAUCCUUGCGGGAACAGCUGAAAAAAGAGAACAUGGCGUUGAUGGAAUUUUUGCUCAAUCAAGACCAAGAAGCUUGUGGCAAAAAUCCAUCCUCAAAAACCUCAAUCCCCUGCUUGUCUGCAAACAUAGACAUUGUGGUGGAUGCUCCACCAGAAGACAUGCCAGAACUGGCCUGGGGGGAGAAAAAAGAAGAAGAAGAAGAAAAACCUGCGGUUGAGAUCAACCCCAUAAGAUCUGAUAACAGCAAACCACCAGAAGAAGAAGAUGAACACAAUGACAAAGAAGAAAAGGGAGAUGAAGUAGAAGGUGAAAAUGAGGUUGCAGAAGACAUAGAAAAAAAACAAGAAGAGGAGGAUGGAAAAGUAGAUGAAGAGGAAAAAGAUCAAGAGGAGGAGAAGCCGAGAAACGAAGCUGAAAGUGACGCAAAGGAAGCGGAGAGUGAAAACUUCACUGUAGAUCUGGACUCCUUCAUGAGUGAGAUGGGGCUUUUAGAUGAAGAUGCCUCAUCAAACACACCUGAGCCUCCUCGCUCAGAUUCCUCACAAGAUCAAAAGAACGACAAGGAACCGCUGUCACAUCCUUCGUCCAACAGAGGCUCCACUCAGAGUCUGAGGAACUCCAGAGGAGAAAUUACAGCCACGGAUGUUGAAACUAGGAUAUUUUCCCUAAUUGCUCCUCCUCCCAGAGAACCAGGCUCAAGGGCAAAGUCACGGUGCUCCACCCUGCCUUCCCGCCACAAAGGGGCAGAGGCUUGUUACAGCCUGCCGCGGCCCAGCCACUCCACCAGCCUCACAAAGUUUCAGCAGAAAUCCACCCUGGCUGCCCUCGUACCUUUGCCCUCUUCCUCAUCUGCUUCACCCAACCCAUUCUCUCCCCCACACACCCCUGUGUCGUCAUCCCCACAGUCGCCACUGGCUCCAAAGCCCCAAACCUCCAGGGAACUGUUUGUGCUGAAAGGCCCUCCACCACAGCUACCACGUUCCAGGGGCAAAAGCCGGUGCGCCACCCUACCUCCACGACAGAGACCCCCAGGUCCAGAGGAGCCUUCAAUAAAGCCAAGCCAUUCUACCAGCUACACAAAGCUUGAAGACCGCAUCCCACCUUCACCCAGUAAACUGAAGCAGAACACCACACAUGUAUGAGGGGGUCUGCAGGGUGAUAACAGGCGGGGGAGAGGAAGACCACACAAAUGAGGCUCGCUCUUUGUGCCUGGGACUACAUUCUUCUUUCUUUUGUUCUGCAAAUGGAUGAGGUGACCUCCAGAUUCAAAGGACUUGAUUUCUGUGUCCUCACACAUUUAAGCAUAGCGUUCAUAGCAACGUUGCUAUGAACAUCGACAUACUGAUAUUUUAUAUGACCCAAUGAGAUGAAACUGUCUCCCUUAUUUUGUGUGGGGGGGCUUUUUUCUGUGUGUGUGUGUUUAUUUCGCUCACUGCUGCAUCUCAAUAGCCACUGCUCUUCUUUUUUUUAUAGCUUAUGGUAUGAAAUGCAUCCGUUUUGCAGUAUAGACUAAGAUGACAAAAUAUGUCAAUUCUAGCAUCCACUCUAACACUUGUAGCUGUACUUAUUUUAAAUUUUUUUUGAUCAUUUUGAUAUAUAAUGUAAAACUCUAAUAAAAGCCUCAUUUGUUUUUAUA